AUGACUGUUUUUCCAUAUAUUCAUAUUUACUGUCCAUGUUCAGAUUCAUCAAUUGACUUACAAGAAAAUAAUCCAUUUUCAAACCCUUUAGGAAUUCUAGACGACAGAAUUAACACAGAAAAUCCAAGAUCAUCUUUUUCACAUCAUCCUUUACAGAAUCUUUAUUUUUGUGAAGAAUGCUAUGCAAUAAGAUGUCCUCGUUGCAUUCAAGAGGAAACAAUUAGUUAUUUUUGUCCAAACUGUCUUUUCGAAUAUACUAUAAGAUUCCAUGCUAAUAUGCAUAGAUGUUUACGAAAUUGCUUUCAAUGCCCUAUUUGCUUUUCGUCUUUAUCCAUUAUAGAACUUCAAGAAAACAUAAACAAAGAACAAUUAAAUCCAAAUUUACAUUCUUACGUUAUGGAAUGUCCAUAUUGUCAAUGGACAUCAGCUGAAAUUAACAUGAUCUUUGAAAAACCUACAGGACUCAACACUCAAUUGAAAAACUUAUCAAUUGAAUCUUCAAGAAAAAAACUUUUUUACAAUAAAUUGAAAGCAUAUUAUGAAGAAAUGCAUGGAACUUUAAAAUUACAUACAAACGAUCAUCCUGGAAUCUCAAAAUUAACAAAUAUAUAUGGAAAAAUUAAUAAAAAAAAAGCAUUUGAGAACAAAAAAAAAUCAAAUGUAUUCAAUUUUAAUAAUAAUCAUCAAGAUUUACAAGAUGAUCAAGAAAUUAUUAAAAAAAUGUCAGAGAUAAGAAAUUUAGAUGAAAUUGCUACAGUUAAACAAAGAUUAUAUCAAUUAAAUCACGUUAUAUUUAAGAAUGAUCUCAAACCUAUACCAUAUUUAUUAAGAACUAAGAGAUUAAAACGAUGCCGUUCAUGUAAAAAUAUUCUUAUUAAUCCAGAAAGUAAGCCUAUAUCUACGAAGUUUCAUGUUAAAUUAAUAGCUAUAAACUUUUUACCCACUAUUUCUUUAAAAUGUUUUCCUGGACCAAUUUCUAAUUGUUCUCUUGGGAAACUUUCACCAAAUGUGACAAAUUUAUUCCUCUUGACAGUAACAAAUCCUUUUUAUGAAAAAAUAAAAGUUUUUCUAGCAACACCUCAGCAAACUUCUGGAAAAUAUAAUCAUAAUGUCACCAUUUUGUGUCCAGAAUUCGAAGUAAGUGGUAAUAAAAAUACACUCGAUAAUAAUUCUACUAUUAAGUCUACAACAAAAGAUCCAACAAAAAUGCCAUUAUCAGGAACAUUAUGGGAACGCGAAAAAAACUCUACAACUGUUGUUCUUGAAAUUAUUCCUUCAGAAAUUCUUUCAAAUGAUUUAAAUUUCAAUGAUGAUAUAGUUGAAAUUUCAAUUUUUGUUAAAAUAAUUCGUGAAGUCAGUUUAGAUAAAAAUGAAUUCAAAUAUAUAAACACUGAUAUAAAAGAAAGCACAGUUUCUAAAGAAAUAGGGUUUUGGGGAAUAAUUGGCUUAGGCAAAGUUUUACAUUCAACUUAA
This is a messenger RNA of Pneumocystis jirovecii RU7, 1473 nucleotides long. RefSeq lists its product as uncharacterized. Lineage: Eukaryota; Fungi; Ascomycota; Pneumocystomycetes; Pneumocystales; Pneumocystaceae. The record is from RefSeq and is a predicted model, not a curated record. Gene Ontology annotation, cellular component: dynactin complex. The coding region runs from base 1 to 1473 and encodes 490 amino acids. The transcript is spliced from 6 exons.